CCAGGAUGCAAUUCGAACAUAAUAGGUCCUACUUAUUUGUAUCCCAAAAAGCUGCCGUAACAUACCGGUAAUAAUUAGACUGUUUAUCGUUACUCUGACGUUUUUGUAGUUAGUGUAUUUAAUGGGGUUUUAUUUGGCCACUCUGUUGUGGUAUUAGAGAGUCGUUUUUAUUUUACACUGAAUUACAGGUCUCAGCCUCAUUGAGGAUGUCGUACCCUCCGCCUCUUAACCACCAGCAGAUCGGCAUCUCGCAGCUGCCUCCGAGGAUUCCACCUCCACAAUAUGGGGGAUUUGCCCCAACAGUCCCACCAGGUACUCCCAUGAUCCCGGUUCAUAUGGGUGUAGUAACCCCCACACCUACAGUUCUAAUUCCCACCACAGCUGCUGUAACACAGAAGCCAGUGGUUCCAAAGAAGGAGCCGGGUGCUGUCAGAGUCAAGGAUACAGAUGAAAGUGGAGGCCCCACCACUACUGUAUUUGUAGGGAACAUCUCUGAAAAGGCAUCUGACAUGUUGGUCAGACAGCUUCUAGCGAAAUGUGGUAUAGUUCUCAGCUGGAAAAGGGUCCAAGGUGCCUCUGGAAAACUUCAAGCGUUUGGCUUUUGUGAAUAUAAGGAGCCUGAAUCAACACUGCGAGCCCUCAGACUCCUACACGAGUUGCUCUUAGGUGAUAAGAAGCUGUUGGUCAAGGUAGAUGCCAAGACCAAGGCCCAGUUAGAUGAGUGGAAGGCCAAGAAGAGGAGCGCUAAUGGUGGAGACAGUGGAGGGUCAAAGAAUGGGGACGAGGAGGAGGAGGAGGUUCUCGAUGAGGAAACUCUUCAUCGGGAUCAGGUUGUGAAGGGGGCAAUAGAAGUCCUCAUCCGAGAAUAUGCUACUGAGCUCAAUGCUCCCUCGCAGGACCCUGACAGUCAGCCUCGCAACAAGAAGCGGAAGGAGAAGAAAGAAGAGGAGGAUAUCAAUGCCAUGGAGAUGGAGGAUGACAAGAGAGACCUAAUUUCCAGAGAGAUCAGUAAAUUCCGGGACACACACAAGAAACUGGAAGAGGAAAAAGGAAAGAAAGAAAAGGAGCGACUGGAGCUGGAGAAGGAAAGGAGAGAGAGAGACAAAGAGAGGGAGCGUGAGAGGGAGCGACGCGACCGCGAGAAAGAAAAGGAAAGAGAGAGAGAGAGGGACAAGGAGCGCGAAAGAGACCGGGAUCGUGAGCGGGAGAGAGAACGCGAGCGAGAAAAGACGAAGGAGCGAGAAAGGGAACGGGACCGGGAAAGGAGUCGGGAUAUCAGUCAAGGUCGCAGUGCAUCGAGAGAGAGGACAAGAGAUGAAAAAAAGCGAGACCGUGAAGAAGAUGAAGAAGACGUCUAUGAACGGCGGAGGCUUGAGAGGAGGCUUCGAGACAAAGAGGCAGCUUACCAAGAACGUUUGAAAAACUGGGAGAUUCGCGAGAGGAAGAAGGCCCGUGACUACAGCAAAGAAACCGAAAGAGAAGAUGAGAGGCGUCGUGAAAUGAUGAAAGAAGCUAAAAGACUUAAAGAAUUCCUUGAGGAUUAUGAUGAUGAUCGAGACGACCCUAAAUAUUACAGGGGUAGCGCUUUGCAGAAGAGACUCCGCGACCGUGAAAAGGAGACAGAACUGGACGAGCGAGACCGGAAGAGGGAGAAGGAGGAGUUAGAGGAGAUCAGACAGAGGCUGCUUGCUGAGGGUCACCCUGACCCUGAUGCUGAGCUGCAGAGGCUGGAGGAGGAGGCUGAGCGCAGACGGCAUCCUCCUGUGAAUCUUGAACCCGAGGAGGAGGCUACCCAAGAGAAACCUCACAGGGAUCGGGAAAGAGAUCGAGAACGGGAAAGGGAACGAGAACGAGAACGGGAAAGGGAAAGGGAACGAGAACGAGAACGGGAAAGGGAACGAGAACGGGAAAGGGAUCGGGAAAGAGAUCGGGAACGAGAACGGGAAAGAGAACGAGAAAGAGAUCGGGAACGUGAACGAGAACGGGAUCGAGAGAAGAGAGGGUCAGGAAGGCUUGUGGAGCCGCCGCUUCGAGCACCUCAGCAGCAUUCAGAUGACGAUGUGGAGGAAGGAGAGGAGGAUGAAUUUCCUGAUGGCGAGGACUCGCAGGAAGCCAGGCCACAACCCAAACCCGUUAUGCGACCCAUCACCACAGCACCGUCGGUGUCCUCUGCCAGUGGGAACGUGACCCCAAACACACCUAUCAAUGAAUCGCCCUGUGGCAUCAUCAUUCCAGGAGAGAACACUCCUGAAGUCCAACCUCUAGAGGAACAUAGGCCUAAAAUUGGUCUCAGUCUCAAACUGGGUGCCACCAAUAGUCCCAGCCAGCUCGCUGCAAUAAAGCGCAAGAAACUGGCACCAGUGGAAAGUGUUUUCAACAAGUUUGAUGAUGAGGAGGCUGAUGAGCAGCCUCGUAAAAGGAAACUGGUUCCACUGGACUACGGUGAUGACGAUAAGAGUCUGGGACUGGACGGCGCUGAAAUUUCAGGGGCCAAGGGCAGCAUCAACACAGAAGAGAAACGCAAGCACAUAAAGAGCCUGAUUGAGAAGAUCCCCACUGCCAGGCCUGAGCUCUUCUCCUACCCACUGGACUGGACCAUGGUCGAUUCGAUUCUAAUGGAUCGUCGCAUUAGGCCUUGGAUCAAUAAGAAAAUCAUUGAAUAUAUUGGUGAGGAGGAACCUACCCUGGUUGAUUUUGUCUGCUCAAAGGUGAUGGCACACAGCACCCCUCAGGGUAUUCUUGAUGAUGUUGCUAUGGUUCUAGAUGAAGAAGCCGAGGUGUUCAUAGUAAAAAUGUGGAGGCUAUUGAUCUAUGAAACAGAAGCCAAGAAGAUCGGACUGGCGAAAUAAAGACCAUGUGUGUCAUGGACUGACAUCCUUCAUUCACAGCUCUGCUACAUGCAGUUUUGUGAUCUGGCAGACUGUAAAUGUGCCCAUGUACCCCUCCAUUCCUUCAACAAGGAGCUGCUGCCUUUAUGUGUGUGUAUGUUUCCAAGGGAAGAUCUGUGAACAGAAAGAAUUUGCACAGACAUAAUGCAUGAUAAAUUUUGAUUGUAUUGUUUUUGUUGUUUUCUUUUUGCUGUUGUUGAAGCACAGGGCAGAUUUGCAUUUUAACCAUCUGUUCUCCAUGACUUUGGUGUCACAUUCUGCUUUAAUUUACUGUUGUGAUGUUAAGGCACUGCUCCAUUGUGUGAACUAAUAAAUACACUUUUGUUUGAUUGUUUUUUUUUAGAAAAGAUUGUUUGUCUUUUUUGAUUGUGCUGUUUGUGUUUCAGGUGUUUCAUAAUUUGCAGAAUCCCUAAAAGUUCGAUGCCAUGAUCAAAACUUCCAUGCACAAAUGUGAUUAGUGUGGGCUAUUCUUUCAAAAUAAAACAUUCACUUACAAUUGAAA
This is a messenger RNA of Betta splendens (Siamese fighting fish), 3390 nucleotides long. RefSeq names its product RNA binding motif protein 25a (gene rbm25a). The record is from RefSeq and is a predicted model, not a curated record. The coding region runs from base 207 to 2849 and encodes 880 amino acids. Gene Ontology annotation, biological process: regulation of alternative mRNA splicing, via spliceosome; mRNA processing. Gene Ontology annotation, cellular component: spliceosomal complex. Gene Ontology annotation, molecular function: mRNA binding. The transcript has 18 exons. Lineage: Eukaryota; Metazoa; Chordata; Actinopteri; Anabantiformes; Osphronemidae.